CGGGCCUAGUGCGAGAGGUGGGGGUGUGGCCACAGCCCCGAGACGAGCUCUCGCGCUGGGGGAACAUAGAUGGCUGGAGACAAAAUCUAGAGCCUUCAAAAAAUGUGGAGAUGUUUCCACCUUCAGGUUCCAAGGGGUUGAUUCCCCCUUCCCACUUCCAAGCUCGGCCCCUUUCAACAUCGCCAAGAAUGGCUCCCACCUGGAUCUCAGACAUUUCCCUGGUCCCACCCCCAGCCCAUCAAGAUAUCUCAGGGAGAUGGCUGGACACUCAGAGAUCUCAAAUGACCAUGAGGGAACAAGAUGUUUCUGGUGAUAGGCAGGAGCCAGGGUGGAGAGGCAGAUCCCUGGAGCUGGAGGGGUCACAAGCCCUGAGCCAUCAGGCUGUGCUGAUCUCUCGGCAGCUGCAAGAGCUGCAGCGGCUGGAAGAGGAGGUCCGUGUCUUGCGGGAGACCUCACUGCAGCAGAAUAUGAGGCUGGAGGCCCAGACCACGGAGCUAGAGGCUCUGGCACGGGCAGAGAAGGCUGGUCGAGUGGAGGCCGAGGGCCUGCGUGCUGCUUUGGCCGGGGCUGAGGUCGUCCGGAAGAACCUGGAAGAGGGGAGCAAGCGAGAACUGGAGGAGUUUCAGAGGCUACAUGAAGAGCAGCUGUCCUCCUUGACACAGGCUCACCAGGAGGCUCUUUCCAGUUUGAACAACAAGGCCGAGGGCUUGGAGAAGUCUCUAAGUAGUCUGGAAACCAGGCGGGCAGGGGAAGUGAAGGAGCUGGCUGUGGCCCAAGGGGAGGCCGAGCAGCUGCGGAAGCAGCUGAGCAAGACCCAAGAAGACUUGGAGGCACAGGUGACCCUGGUUGAGAAUCUAAGAAAAUAUGUGGGAGAACAAGUUCCUACCAAUGGCCACAGUCAGGUAUGGGAACCAGAGCGACAGGAGCUUCUGAAAACUGUACAGUCCCCAGGAAGAAAGGCAGUUCCUGAGGCAGGAAUGGAGGCCCUACAGAGGGGCUGCUUCCCCCACGCGCAGCACUUGCAGGAGGACCGGGACGGGCUGCACUCCACUGCUGAGCUGCUGCAGGUGCGGGUGCAGAGCCUCACACACAUCCUUGCCCUGCAGGAGGAGGAGCUGACCAGGAAGCUUCAACCUUCAGAUUCCUUGAAGCCUGAGUUUAACAGAAAGUGGCAGUCAUUGCUGAACCGCUGGCGGGAGAAGGUGUUUGCCCUCAUGGUGCAGCUUAAGACCCAGGAGCUGGAGCACAGGGACUCUGUUAAGCAGCUGAAGGGACAGUUGGCAGAGCUCCAGGAGCAAGUGACAGCCCAGAGCCAGGAGCAGGCCAUCCUGCAGCGCUCCCUUCAGGACAGAGCCACAGAGGUGGAGGUGGAGCGGAUGGGUGCCAAGGCCCUGCAGAUGGAGCUGAGCCGUGCCCAGGAGGCCAGGCGCCAGUGGCAGCAGCAGACAGCCGUGGCUGAGGAGCAGCUAAAGCUUGUGGCCAAUGCUGUCAACAGCUCUCAGAUCUGGGUCCAGAGCACCGUGGCUAAGAUGGAACAGGCUGCAGCCCGGCUUCCCAGCCUCAGCAACCGACUCAGCUAUGCAGUCCGAAAAGUCCACACCAUUCAAGGCCUGAUGGCUCGAAAGCUGGCCCUUGCUCAGCUGCGCCAAGAGAGCUGUCCCCCACUCCCACCCCCAACCCCAUCAGCCACAGACAUAAGCCUUGAGUUGCAGCAGCUACGGGAAGAACGGAACCGCCUGGAUGCAGAACUGCAGCUGAGUGCACAUCUUAUCCAGCAGGAGGUGGGCCGGGCCCGGGAGCAAGGGGAGGCAGAGCGGCAGCAACUGAGCAAGGUGGCCCAGCAGCUGGAGCUGGAGCUGCAGCAGACCCAGGAGUCUUUGGCCAAUGUGGGGCUGCAGCUGGAAGCAGCUCGCCAGGGACAGCAGGAGAGCACGGAAGAGGCUGCCAGUCUCCGGCAGGAGCUGACUCAACAGCAGGAGAUCUACAGGCAAGCUCUGCAAGAGAAGGUGGCCGAAGUGGAAACUCGGCUGCGGGAGCAGCUCUCAGACACAGAGAAGAGACUGAAUGAGGCUUGGAGGGAGCAUGCAAAGGCUGUGGUCUCCCUGCGCCAGAUCCAGCACAAAGCCACCCGAGAAAAGGAGCGGAACCAGGAGCUUAGGCGUCUACAAGAGGAGGCCCGGAAAGAAGAGGCGCAGCGACUGACCCGGCGUGUGCAGGAGCUGGAGAGGGACAAGAACCUCAUGCUGGCCACCUUGCAGCAGGAGGGUCUCCUCUCCCAUUACAAGCAGCAGCGACUGUUGGCCGUUCUUCCUUCCCUGUUGGACAAGGAGAAAUCUGUGGAAUCCGGUCCCAGGCCUCUAGCACCUGCACUUCCAGCAGCAGCUCAGCCUACUCGGGAAUCCAUAAAAGGGUCCCUCUCUGUCCUGCUCGAUGACCUACAGGGCCUGAGUGAGGCCAUUUCCAGAGAAGAAGCUAUUUUACAAGGUGACAACUGGAACCCUCCAGCCCCUCUUGGACAAAGGCUGAGCAGCUAAGCAGCUGAAAGCUAGAGGGAAAGCCAGCCUGGGGUCUGGGAGGAUCCUGGAGAGUGGGGCAGGGCCAGGCCAGCCCCUUCCCCACACAGCGGCUGGUUGCGCUGGCAACACUAGCUAAGACGGAUUCUGAAUUCCGCAUCAAAUAAAGAUGACUACAAUAGGA
Molecule: messenger RNA, 2697 nt
Organism: Nycticebus coucang (slow loris)
Lineage: Eukaryota; Metazoa; Chordata; Mammalia; Primates; Lorisidae
Gene: CCHCR1
Product: coiled-coil alpha-helical rod protein 1
Exons: 18
Coding region: 111-2534 (807 amino acids)
Biological process (GO): cell differentiation; protein export from nucleus
Cellular component (GO): centriole
Source: RefSeq, a predicted model, not a curated record